AUGGCAGAGAUACCCAAGAAACCGACUGCUCUAAUUUUCGGCGGCUUGAACACAUGCUCUCGCGCACUGGCUGCAUUGCUCGUCCCCAUCAAUGGUGAUCCUUUGGUUUCGUUCCUCCGCAUCGUCGACAAAUACUCGGUUGUCCCACCAACGACUUACAUCGGUGUCGAGUUCCCCAAGAUACUUGAACUGCCUCAAGUCGAAUAUCGACAAGCCAACUUGACGGUUGAAUCAACCAUCCAAUCUAUCUUCGAUCCACCCGAGGGACACACAGGCUUUGAUUACGUCUUUGAUUUUACCGGAGAAGUGCGACAUGACAGGACGGAGAUGAUUCAGAUCAAUAAUACUUGUAAAAUUGCACACAUGCUCGGUCGUGAAGCGGCCAAACGCAAGGUCAAAGCGUACAUCCGGAUGCAACAUCCAUUUUACGAGACUCAAGCAAAGGGUACUCAUGAUGAGAAAGAAGAUGUCAAACCUGUGGGAACCAUUGGGAUAUGGUGGCAUGAAACUCUCAGAGUGUUGGCUUCAAUCGAAGAUCUCAACCUCGUGAUUUUGAGGAUCGGUUUUAUAUACGGUCCAUACACACCCUUCGGCGUCGUCGCAUCUGGUAUAAACGUCGCAGCAGUUUAUGGAUUUAUGAAGAAACCUAUGAAGUCGUUGUGGUCUCCAGGGAAGAACGCGAAUAACACCGUUCACGUUGAUGAUAUUGCUGGAGCAGCAUGGGCGUCCGCUGAAUGGAUGGCCCCCCUUGGACGAGCUGCCGCGAAUCAGUUGGCUGGCGAAGAGCUCCUUUUCCAUAACGAUAAAUCCAAGGUAAAAGAGGUGGGUGAAAUGCCCCCACACAACACAAAACCGGUUGCACCUCUUUUUAAUCUGGUUGACGACUCAGAGAGCACUUUGUUGAGUAUUGGACAAACUGUGACGUCUUUCUUUGGAACAACAUUCGAGUUUUUCACUCUCGUCGAAAGUACUGUCUUCAAGUUUAUGGAUGACGUGGACGACAUCAAUGAACAACACGUUGGUGCAUGGACGGACAUGUUAAUGAACUCGAAUCCUCCCAUCACAAAAACCCCGUUGGCGGCUUAUAUGGAUAAAUACGCGCUGGAAAAGCACGUUGUGGCAUUCAACAAUGCCAAGAUCAAAGCGAUCAUGGGCUACAAAUUGAAGCAGCCCCAGUUUAACCACGAUACAAUCAAGGAGGUUGUUGACAAGUGGAAAGCCGAAGGAUCUUGGCCUACUCUCGCGUAA
Laccaria bicolor S238N-H82 is the source of this 1248-nucleotide messenger RNA. RefSeq lists its product as uncharacterized. The record is from RefSeq and is a predicted model, not a curated record. Bases 1 to 1248 code for a protein of 415 amino acids. Lineage: Eukaryota; Fungi; Basidiomycota; Agaricomycetes; Agaricales; Hydnangiaceae. The transcript has 11 exons.